GGGGUAAGUUGAGGUAAGUCAGAAGUGCACUUUUUCUUCUUUUAAGGAUGUCUCCUUCAUGUAAAUCAUCAAAUCUUAGGAAGAAGACUCGGUUUAAGGUUAUAAUACGACUCCAGAAAAUGAAUGUAAGUCAAUGUCCUCGGAAGUCAUGUAAACCUGCGUGUGUCUGAAUCAGGUUUUAACCUCUGAUCUCAUCCCACGCUCAUGCCUGCAUCUUCAGGUCACCGAUUGGACGAUGUCCCGACGGCGAGGUGUCACCUGGUGAAGCGGAGCUCCAGAGGUCCGAUCGUCCAAGUCAUCAAGGAUCAGAUCAGCCGCCAAGCAUCGUCCCACCUGCAACCAGACCGAACACCUCAUGAGGUGUUCGUGGAGCUGAACGAACUGGUGAUCGACGGGAACCAGGAGCUUCAGUGGAGGGAGACGGCUCGGUGGGUCAGGUUCGAGGAGGAGGUGGAGGAGGAGGAGACGGAGCGCUGGGGGAGGCCCCACGACGCCUCGCUGUCCUUUCGCUCGCUGCUGGAGCUCCGAAAAACCAUCUCCCACGGGACGGUGCUUCUGGAUUUGAAGCAGAAGACUCUGCCGGGGAUCGCUCAGCAAAUGGUGGAGCAGAUGGUGAUCUCAGCUCAGAUAAAAGCUGAAGACCGGGACAACAUACUCCAAGCUUUGCUGCUCAGACACAGUCAUCCCAGUGAUGAGAGAGAUCACAGCUUGUUCAGCAAGUACAUCUCUGCAGCCAACAUGGCCAAAUGGAUGGACAGAAACAGAUCAGAGCCCUGCUUAACUCUGACAAAUCACAGAGAGGCUGACAGAGAAAAGUGCACGAAGGAUCCUGUGCCUAUCAGUGCCUCAAAAUCCAAACAUGAAGUGAAGCUGAUGGAGAAGAUCCCAGAAAGAGCUGAAGCCACAGUCGUCCUCGUUGGCAGCGUGGGCUUCCUGGAGCAGCCUUCAAUGGCGUUUGUCCGACUGCAGGAGGCGGUGCUGCUGGACUCAGUCCUGGAGGUUCCGGUUCCUGUGAGGUUCCUCUUCCUCCUGCUGGGCCCGCCUACGGCCAACAUCGACUACCAUCAGAUUGGACGCUCCAUCUCCACGCUCAUGUCUGACAAGCUCUUCCAUGAGGCGGCGUACCAGGCUGACGACCGCCAGGACUUGCUGACGGCAGUAAACCGCUUCCUAGACUGCAGUGUCGUCCUCCCUCCCUCCAACGUCAACGGCAAUGAGCUCAUCCACUCGGUCGACCGUUUCGAACAGGAAAUGCUCCGAAAGAAGGAGGAGCAGAGCGUCACUCAGCAGGACAAAGGCUUCCUCGUUCCCCUUAAACCUGGCGAGGAGCCCCUAAGAAGGUCGGGCCGUCUAUUUGGAGGUCUGAUCAGAGACGUGACCCGGCGCUACCCUCAGUACCUCAGCGACCUCCGGGAUGCUCUGAACCCUCAAUGCAUGGCCGCCGUCAUCUUCAUCUACUUUGCUGCCCUUUCUCCUGCCAUCACCUUUGGAGGACUCCUGGGGGAGAAGACCGAGGGUCUGAUCGGCGUGUCAGAGCUCAUCGUGGCCACAUCUCUGCAUGGCAUUGUGUUCAGCGUGCUGGGCGCUCAGCCACUGCUGGUAAUUGGCUUCUCUGGACCCCUGCUGGUCUUUGAGGAGGCCUUCUACACGUUUUGUAGAGACAACGGGGUUGAGUAUCUGACAGGUCGGGUCUGGAUUGGUUUCUGGCUGGUGCUCAUCGUUCUCCUCACCGUGGCCUUCGAGGGGAGCAUCCUUGUUCGCUUUGUCUCCCGCUUUACCCAAGAGAUCUUCUCCUUUCUCAUCUCCCUCAUCUUCAUCUACGAGACCUUCGCCAAACUGGUCAAGAUAUUUCAGGACCAUCCUCUACAAAACUGUUUCCCGAGUAACCACACAAGGUCUCCAUCUUCGUGCAACUUCACGACGUCUGGUGCAAAUACUGGGAAGGUUAUUGGGGAACCGAACACAGCUCUGCUGUCCUUCGUUCUCAUGGCGGGAACCUACUUCAUCGCCUUCUACCUACGGAAGUUCAAGAACAGCUCUUUUUUUCCUGGGAAGCUCCGUAGGAGCAUUGGAGACUUUGGCGUCCCCAUCGCUAUCCUGAUCAUGGUGCUGGUGGACUACAGCGUGGAGGACACCUACACCCAGAAACUGAACGUGCCCAGUGGGUUCUCAGUAUCCAGUCCAGAAAAGCGUGGUUGGUUGAUCUCUCCUCUGGGGUCAGAUGGACAGUUUCCUGUUUGGAUGAUGGCCGCCAGCAUCCUGCCGGCCAUCCUCGUCUUCAUCCUCAUCUUCAUGGAGUCCCAGAUCACAGCGCUGAUUGUCAGUAAGAAGGAACGGAUGCUGGUGAAGGGAACUGGUUUUCACCUGGACCUCCUCAUCAUUGUGGUGGUGGGCGGAGUCUCGGCGUUGUUUGGUCUGCCCUGGUUGUCGGCUGCCACAGUUCGCUCCGUCACACACACCAACGCCCUUACAGUCCUGACCAAAGCUGUGGCUCCCGGAGACAAGCCCCGGAUCCAGGAGGUCAAGGAGCAGAGGGUCACAGGCUUCCUGGUUGCUGUCUUAGUGGGCCUGUCUAUUGUGAUCGGCGAGGUUCUACGUCGAAUCCCUCUCGCGGUUCUGUUUGGGAUUUUUCUCUACAUGGGUGUGAUGUCUCUGAACGGGAUCCAGCUCACCGAACGACUUAUCUUGCUGCUGAUGCCCCCAAAGUACCAUCCAGACCACAGCUACGUUCGCAAGGUGCGGACACUGAGGAUGCACCUGUUCACUGUCGUACAGCUGACAUGUCUUUCCCUUCUGUGGGUCGUCAUGGCAACUGCGGCAGCGCUGGCCUUCCCCUUCAUGCUGCUGCUGACCAUCCCGGUGAGGAUGCUGCUGCUUCCCCGCCUCUUCAACCGCAGAGAGCUGCAGAGUCUGGACGCUGAUGAUGCGGAGCCCCACCUGGAAGAGAAGGAAGGACAGGACGAGUACUCACAGCUGCAGAUGCCCGUGUGACCUAACUCCGGCCUCUUGAUUGGUUGAUCCACCUCUUUCAUUAGCAUAUCUAACAUGUAUCCUGUAGCGGAGCCGGGGGACUGAACACCUGUUUUCAUCAGUCUGACUUGGUGUUGUUACUCUGCUUAAUGUUUUAAAGAUCUCAUUCACUGGAUGAAUGUCUGUGAUUCUACUGUGAGUCCCUGAUGUUAUUAUUAAAUGCUCAUUCUAUCCUUAA
Pungitius pungitius (ninespine stickleback) is the source of this 3208-nucleotide messenger RNA. RefSeq names its product solute carrier family 4 member 2a (gene slc4a2a). The transcript has 17 exons. The record is from RefSeq and is a predicted model, not a curated record. Gene Ontology annotation, cellular component: plasma membrane; apical plasma membrane; basolateral plasma membrane. NCBI's taxonomy places the organism in Eukaryota, Metazoa, Chordata, Actinopteri, Perciformes, Gasterosteidae. The coding region runs from base 205 to 2991 and encodes 928 amino acids. Gene Ontology annotation, biological process: transmembrane transport; regulation of intracellular pH; bicarbonate transport. Gene Ontology annotation, molecular function: solute:inorganic anion antiporter activity; monoatomic anion transmembrane transporter activity.